AUGUUUGUUUCGUCAUACGACAACAUCCCUAAGGGGUCACCUCUGACUGGUUUCCUCGACUCUAUCCCUACCAAGUCUCGUCUUCCUGUUCCCACCAAGACCCCAUUCGCCCAAUGGAUACCAGACUUCAAGACUAACAGGCCACCACUGAAAGAGGUGUCAACCACAAAGGGAGACAAGAAGUUGAGGCCUGGUCACAGUCCCCCCCCAGCUAAUGUCAAGUUCCCUUCACCCACCGAUGCUGUGCGCCCAAGUCGUCUCCCUACAGCUAGUGUCUCCCACAUCACCGGCGCUUCUAUCCGUCCCUCUUCUCUUCCUGGCAGAAUCGGUGUUCAGACUAGCCAAUCUGACGAAGAAGCGUCUGCCCACUGCGAUGGUCUCCUUGUAUUUCUCAUCAUACUUCUUCUUCUAGGCGUCUUCAGUGGAUAUCUCCUUCUCAUGCAGUGUGCAGGAAGCCUUUUGAGGCGUAUUGGUCGAAGAUUUGGGUGGAAAUGGGUCAAGAGAUCCGACAGUGUAGAUCUCGAGAAUGCGAUCUAUCACUUGAAGGAUUGUCCAGGCGCAUUCGAAGAGCACCAUCUCGUCUUGCUCCGGGAGGUCUUGGCAGAUUACGGAGAUUCUUCGUAUGUUCGAGCAGGCGAAAAGGCUGCUGAAGAGGGCCGUCUGGAUUCGACCUACUGCUCAUCUCUCCCUGAACCUCGGUCUGCUCGUAUGGCCCCUGAACACUCCUUUCACUGCUCCUAG
This is a messenger RNA of Fusarium fujikuroi IMI 58289, 741 nucleotides long. RefSeq lists its product as uncharacterized. NCBI's taxonomy places the organism in Eukaryota, Fungi, Ascomycota, Sordariomycetes, Hypocreales, Nectriaceae. Bases 1 to 741 code for a protein of 246 amino acids. The record is from RefSeq and is a predicted model, not a curated record. The transcript has a single exon.